Messenger RNA from Colletotrichum scovillei, 2861 nucleotides. Its product is annotated as peptidase family C78. The transcript has 8 exons. NCBI's taxonomy places the organism in Eukaryota, Fungi, Ascomycota, Sordariomycetes, Glomerellales, Glomerellaceae. The record is from RefSeq and is a predicted model, not a curated record. Bases 533 to 1861 code for a protein of 442 amino acids.
CUUACAUCAGCCAGGUAGGAAAUCAACUCGUGGAGUCUCCGGUUUGGUCGCUGCCCCGGGAACUGUCUAAUGCGACAUGCUACUACUAAUUCCUCCCAUGCCUCAUAUACAUAUCCUCUAACAGCCUUGUCUGCCCGUUGAGUUUAUGAGAAUAUUGAAAGCAGCAAGGCCGGGAACCUAUUUUCUCUCGCAGUACAUACAUUGACAAGCAGCUCUCACUUGGGCCCCUAGGAGAACCCUGCACAAGGAAUCUACCAUCUUUGUGCCCUCAUUCGUGCAGCAUCUCAAGUCAAGCGUCGAACACUAGGUAUACAACAAUGCAUUGAGGCAAACAAGCUUUUACUGGAUCCUCUCAGUUGAUCAAGCAAAGUGCCCAUUCACCGAAGCAGCAGGCGUUCGUAUGUGUUGCAUCGCACUGGCCUUUAUAUUGCCGUCGUUCCACUUGUCUCAUUCCAACUUCAUCUCAUACAGCUCGCCUCCGACUCCAUAGGAUAUCAACCUGGCUAGCCUGGCCCAGCUGAGGUCUGUUACCAUGGAGCAGAACAUGGUCUGUCCCUUUUGUGCGAAGGCUAGUGGAGGAGAGCUCGAGAUGUUGCUGCACAUGGAGACUUUCCACCCCGAGGAAGACGAUUCUCACUCUUUCGCACCCGCAACUGGGACGCCGCGAGAGCAGUAUGCCGACUGUCCAAUCGAGGGAUGCGGUGAAAGCAUUCCUCUGGCAGAAAUCGACUAUCAUAUGGACCUUCACCUAGAAGAAGACCGCCAAGUUGCUGAGAACCCUAAUUCCCAAGCCGUCAUCCAAUCUCGGCGACCCAAUACUUCAACUGUUGCCGCCGCCUCUAGUAGCCACCGCGAAACCGCUGCCGAAGGUCAGAAUGCGAGCGUUGAGCAAUGGGGAAAACUGCUGUCGCUCACAGCAAAGUCGAAAGGCAAGGAUGGAGAGAAACGACUCGGAAAAGCAGAGCUGGGGAAAUAUGCGCAUGAACAGCAGAUGCCAGACUGGCUCGUAACUCUUCUUCAUAAAGGCGGCGAAGUCAAGAGCGACGGGGUGAUUUCUGUUCUCGAGCAGCUCUUGAGCCAGAGCAAGUCCACCGAAUAUGCCUACUUAUGCGACCCGGCCGUCCAGCAUGUAUCAAAGCUCAAGAAAGAAGGUAUCGUAGUCGCGACAAACUCAUUGGGAAAAGCUGAUGCUCAAUCACUUCUAGGAGGUUUUUGCGGCUAUCGCAAUAUUCAAAUGAUGAUUUCUUACAUCAUUGGCGCCAAUGCCCCUGGCGUGGAUCGUUUUCAGGGCCGACUGCCUACUAUAUUCGAGAUCCAGGAACUCAUCGAGAGAGCCUGGGACCUCGGUAUCAAUUCCCAGGGGCGGGUUGAAACCGGUGGCAUCAAGGGGACUCGCAAGUAUAUUGGUACUCCAGAGGCCCAGGCACUCUUCGUUGGCCUUCAAAUACCAUGCACUGCUCAGGGGUUCAGAGACCAGGAACAAGGAAAGUCUGAGGCCAAGCUGAUGAUGGCCGUCGAGCAGUACUUCAAGCAGGAAGUGCAUCGCCAAGGCUCAAAAGUAACCUGCACGUCACUUCCGCCCAUAUACUUCCAGCAUGCCGGCCAUUCAUUGACAAUCGUUGGCUUCGAAAAACAAAAGCAUGGCACUGCUAAUCUGCUCGUCUUUGACCCCGUAUUUCGCGAUCCACCCGCGCUUGCCCGGCUUAUUGGCCAAACUUUUAAGCACAAAUCAGCAGAUGAAUCUCUAAAGCCAUAUCGCCGGGGCGCCAAGUACCUUCGACGAUACCGCGAGUUCGAAAUCCUGAGACUUGAUAGCCGAAUUGCUGUGACCUCGACAGUGCGCAGUAGCUCUUUAAUUUAGAAUCGGUUCAAGAGCUGUCAAAUCGAUCAGGCCCGAUCGUGUGCGUCUCAUCUAUGGCGGUCACUCGGCUCGCUGUUGAGCGAACCAGUCCUGCAACUUGGCGAGAGCAAGACCGCGGUGAGAGAUCUUGUUUUUGGCCGCCUUGUCCAUCUCGGCAUAGCUUGAUGACUCAUUAGCGAGGCAAACAUCUGCCAACACUCGAUGGUAGACUUACGUCUGGCCAUUGUAUUCGAAAAUGGCAUCCCACCCUUGAUGUGGUUAGCAACAACACACCGGAAAGAUUACACCACGGUGUGCCAGAGUCCUGCUUACCAAAGUCAACCGGGCCUCGAGGCGGCACGAUCUUGCCCUAGUUAAAACGUUGGCAAAGGUUUAGGAACGAACAACAAUGUUGGUUGCUUACUCUGGUCCGUCCCUGGAAGAGGAGAGGUUCGCUUCCGGGACCCGGCGAGUAGGCAAAGGUGCAUACGGCAUCGGCGGAUUUAUCCUCAUAGGCAACUAGUAGAUUGUUUAGGCCUUGGUGGCCGAUGGAUUCCAUGAACCAUUUUCUGGGUGAGAACGGUCAGUCAUCGAAGACAGUGCGAGGCGGGUAGACAGGAAUGCGUAUCGGCCCCAACAUAACCUACAUAUAAGGGCCUGGGAGAUCACCGAGAGCCUUAAAGCAGAGACAAGUGUCUUCAACCAGGACAGGCCCUUGGAUCUAGAAGAUGAUCAAACGGAAUGAAUUAACAUGCUAAGGAUUACACUCUGUGUGUUUCGAGAUACCGCUACUCACAGUCUCGGCAGCCUUGCGACAUUUGGCUAGGGUGACUUCCUCAACUGUGCCUUGAACCUCCUCGAGGUCAACAGCGUGGCUUUGUACCGUGAUUGCUGGUUCCAGGAUGGCCUUGACCUCCCGCAACUUAUUGGCAUUGCCAGUGAUGAAUUUGACCGUCGGUGGGGUAGCCAUGACGAAGAGAUGGGAAAGGCUAAAGUUCCGGUCCGGUGAAGAGGUGUGCUG